UCCAGUGAGUUGCAAGCUUAAUGCUCACCUGCAGAGACAGAAUUCCUGAGUGAACGAACAGAGCAGCUCCUCUUCCAUCUCCAGGGUCUCAUUCUGUUGCCCAGGCUGGAGUGCAGUGGUGCGAUCUCGGCUCACAGCAACCUCUCUGCCUCCAGGUUCAAGCCAUCCUCCCAACUAAGCCUCCCGAGUAGCUGGGACUAAAGAUGUGUACCACCAUGUAUUUUGGCUGUUUGAACUGGGGAACAAAGCCUGCUGGAUUUAAUGGACUCCAACUUCAAAUGAUUGCUGCUAAUGAUAUUCUAGAAAUCCAUAGGCCUUCAUUUCUUCUGUGUCUAUCCACCAGAGGGGUCUGAUCUCUAGAUUUUUUCAGGAGGCAGAAGAUGAGGUGGGGUUAAAGAAGUAGGAAAGAGUAUCCUUAAAUACAAAGAUCCUUCCUAAUUAGGCCCUGUGUUCCAGAGUCCCAGGCAUCCUUGUCAUGGAGCAAUGACAGAGUCUUGCGAAAGAGACAUACCCCAGCUCUGAAUUAGGGGACAGAGUAACACCAGGAUGUGGACUAGACAGAACAAGGCCUGGAGGUGGACCAGAGCCCAGCUCCCUUGGCUCCUAGAUGAAUCAUCUUUCUGCAAGAUGGCAAAGGAAACAAAUAGUUUUAGGUUCCCAUGUAAGACCAGGCUUUUGAGGUUUAGGUCUGCUUUCCCCAUUGGUGCAGCUGGGGGCGUUAAAUAUUUAAUCAGUUUGGCCUGGGUACAUGCAGAUCGAUGGCCAUAGCAUUAAUCCAUUAAUGGCUGUGUGGUGGGGAGUACACAGUGGCAGAAGGCAGUUGGGGGCUUGCAGCAGUAGCUGUUUCCCCACCAGUAUGGUAGCAUUUCACUAUUGGUAUAAAGUGGCUCUAAUUUUCUGGCUUCAACCAGACAAAAAAGAAACUGACCUUGAAUGCUUGAGCCUUCAAAGCCAUAGAUGCAGAUCUGAGCGAUUACCAUCUGGCUGUUUGAAAACUUCAAACAAAAAAGUCAACUUGAGAUUCUGCCAAGAAACAGUGAUUUGUGUUUCUUUGUAUGUCAGGCUCACAGGUCUCCAGUGAGACAUAGGAAAACCUUUGCCUCUUCCCCUCUCUCCAAACACAGGGCUGGUUCUCCUAGUGAGGAGGUUUCACUUUCUAUCCUUGGCCUACAAACAAAGAGAUUAAGAGUUUGUGGUUGACACUGCAGGGCGUGAGAUUGUUGAGUCUUGGGUGUGAGUGCCUUAGAAAUGAGCAUUCAUAUGCUGAUCACAAACAGCCUCAUCUCUUGAUGAAAACAUAGUAUCUGUUGGCCUUAUUCUGAUUAUAAGGACAUAUUUUAAAUUUUGUAGGAUUUGAAUGAGGUUCUCCAAUAAUUACUCCCAACUUUAAGAGGGCUUUGCAUGUUUUGUUUGACAUUGUUUUAUUUUCUUCACAGCAAAUAUCAUUAUCUGAAAUGAUCCUAUUCAUUUAUGUAAUUACUGUCUGAUCCUCCCAGUAAAGUACAUUGAGACCUCGUCUUUCUUUUCUGAUUUUUUUUCUUUUGGGGUCUUUUGGCCCUAUGAAAUGGAAAGGUGUAGGGAUCUACAGGUGAGCUUGGACAUAGAUGUGAACUCAAGCUGAAACUGAACUGAUGCUCGCAGGUUGGGAUCAGCAGAAAGAGGAGUGAAAGAGUGGUGUUUUCCUGGCAGCUGGUCAUGGCUUUUGAUAAGGCAGAGCUGCCUAGCUCUCCCAAGGUGCUGGUGUUGACCACUGAAAUGACCUCCACCUUCAACCCCCGAGAAUGUAAACUGUCCAAGCAAGAAGGGCAAAACUAUGGCUUCUUCCUGCGAAUUGAGAAGGACACCGAGGGCCACCUGGUCCGGGUGGUUGAGAAGUGUAGCCCAGCAGAGAAGGCUGGCCUUCAAGAUGGAGACAGAGUUCUUAGGAUCAAUGGUGUCUUUGUGGACAAAGAAGAACAUAUGCAGGUUGUGGAUCUGGUCAGAAAGAGUGGGAAUUCAGUGACUUUACUAGUUCUGGAUGGGGAUUCCUAUGAGAAAGCAGUGAAAACACGGGUGGACUUGAAAGAGUUGGGUCAAAGUCAGAAGGAGCAAGGUUUGAGUGAUAAUAUACUUUCCCCUGUGAUGAAUGGAGGUGUGCAAACUUGGACCCAGCCCCGGCUCUGCUAUCUCGUGAAGGAAGGAGGCAGCUAUGGCUUCUCUCUGAAAACUGUCCAAGGUAAAAAGGGGGUGUACAUGACUGAUAUUACACCUCAAGGUGUGGCUAUGAGAGCUGGAGUUCUGGCUGAUGAUCACUUGAUUGAAGUGAAUGGAGAGAAUGUAGAGGAUGCCAGCCAUGAGGAAGUGGUUGAAAAGGUGAAGAAGUCAGGAAGCCGUGUCAUGUUCCUGCUGGUGGACAAAGAAACUGACAAGCGUCAUGUUGAGCAGAAGAUACAAUUCAAAAGAGAAACAGCCAGUUUGAAACUGUUACCCCACCAGCCCCGAAUUGUGGAGAUGAAGAAAGGAAGCAAUGGCUAUGGUUUCUAUCUGAGGGCAGGCUCAGAACAGAAAGGUCAAAUCAUCAAGGACAUAGAUUCUGGAAGUCCAGCAGAGGAGGCUGGCUUGAAGAACAAUGAUCUGGUAGUUGCUGUCAACGGCGAGUCUGUGGAAACCCUGGAUCAUGACAGUGUGGUAGAAAUGAUUAGAAAGGGUGGAGAUCAGACUUCACUGUUGGUGGUAGACAAAGAGACGGACAACAUGUACAGACUGGCUCAUUUUUCUCCAUUUCUCUACUAUCAAAGUCAAGAACUGCCCAAUGGCUCUGUCAAGGAGGCUCCAGCUCCUACUCCCACUUCUCUGGAAGUCUCAAGUCCACCAGAUACUACAGAGGAAGUAGAUCAUAAGCCUAAACUCUGCAGGCUGGCUAAAGGUGAAAAUGGCUAUGGCUUUCACUUAAAUGCGAUUCGGGGUCUGCCAGGCUCAUUCAUCAAAGAGGUACAGAAGGGCGGUCCUGCUGACUUGGCUGGGCUAGAGGAUGAGGAUGUCAUCAUUGAAGUGAAUGGGGUGAAUGUGCUAGAUGAACCCUAUGAGAAGGUGGUGGAUAGAAUCCAGAGCAGUGGGAAGAAUGUCACACUUCUAGUCUGUGGAAAGAAGGCCUAUGAUUAUUUCCAAGCUAAGAAAAUCCCUAUUGUUUCCUCCCUGGCUGAUCCACUUGACACCCCUCCAGAUUCUAAAGAAGGAAUAGUGGUGGAGUCAAACCAUGACUCGCACAUGGCAAAAGAACGGCUCUACACAAUUGCUGUCAACUGCAUGCUGUGAAAGAAAGAAAUUCUAGUGAGUGACUCUACUCCCCGACUUAAGUCAUGCAACUCUAGAAUAGAUCAUCCCUCUUUCAUUACUCUACCAUUUGUAAAUUCUUUGUUUUCUUAUACACAGGCCCACAGUACAGCCUCACAUUCUUCUUCCAAUUCUGAAGAUACAGAGAUGUGAUGAAAACAAGUAAUAGCUUUGGCUGUUUAUUUGAUAGCUGUUUCUGGGUAUUUAAUAGGAAUCCUUUCUCAAGGAAUGAGUUGUGACCUGUUUACUGUCUCUUUAGAAGAAAAACUCCACUGGAAACCAUUCACCAUGUGUGAUUGUCUUCUGUUAUCAUUUGUCUUACAGGCGGCUAUUGCAGACGGCUAAUUUAUGCUUAACUUAGGAAGAGAUAAGGCAAGAGCUAGAUUUUUUUCAUGUGAUCUUUUCCAAGCUUCAACUUAACUUAACUACAUUUCUCUGUAUGAUGAUGUCUCUUACUUCUACAGGUUCCUUGAGCACCAAAGAUGAUUCAUAACUCUGUAUAGGUGACAGCUGCUUAUAAAAGCAUCUUAGCAGAUAAGCCUAUUAAAAUUGUGCUUUUGUAACAAUGUUGUGGUUGCUAGAAUAAAUACCAUUAACAAAUGCC
This is a messenger RNA of Homo sapiens (human), 3916 nucleotides long. It is a transcript of the gene PDZK1, whose product is annotated as PDZ domain containing 1. The record is from RefSeq and is a predicted model, not a curated record. Bases 1696 to 3294 code for a protein of 532 amino acids. Gene Ontology annotation, molecular function: scavenger receptor binding; protein-containing complex binding. The transcript has 11 exons. Gene Ontology annotation, cellular component: apical plasma membrane; microvillus membrane; plasma membrane. NCBI's taxonomy places the organism in Eukaryota, Metazoa, Chordata, Mammalia, Primates, Hominidae.